GAGGAAGCGAGGCCCGGGAGGAAGGAGUGGAUGUGGCCUCCCCGCAGCCUGGUUCGCGCGUAAAGAAUGCGGCCACCUGGCGGCUCGCGGCCCCUGGACGCGCCCCGAAGGUUGAAAUUGGGCAAAGAUUAGGUACCAGUUUAGACAAGUGUUCUUGAACGCCACUGACAACACGGUUCUGGCAGUAUUUCAUGACCAUGGAUGGUGACAGUUCUACAACAGACGCUUCUCAGCUAGGAAUUUCUGCAGACUACAUUGGAGGAAGUCACUAUGUUAUACAGCCGCAUGAUGAUACUGAGGACAGCAUGAAUGAUCACGAAGACACAAAUGGUUCAAAAGAAAGUUUCAGAGAACAAGAUAUAUACCUUCCAAUUGCAAAUGUGGCGAGGAUCAUGAAAAAUGCCAUCCCGCAGACGGGAAAGAUUGCAAAAGAUGCCAAAGAAUGUGUUCAGGAAUGUGUGAGUGAGUUCAUCAGCUUUAUAACAUCUGAGGCCAGCGAAAGAUGCCAUCAGGAGAAACGGAAGACAAUCAAUGGGGAAGAUAUUCUCUUUGCCAUGUCUACCUUAGGCUUUGACAGUUAUGUAGAACCCCUAAAAUUGUACCUUCAGAAGUUCAGAGAGGCGAUGAAAGGAGAGAAGGGAAUUGGUGGAGCGGUGACAGCUACGGAUGGACUAGGUGAAGAGCUGACAGAGGAGGCCUUCACUAACCAGUUACCAGCUGGCUUAAUAACUGCAGAUGGUCAACAGCAAAAUGUUAUGGUUUAUACAACAUCAUAUCAACAGAUUUCUGGUGUUCAACAAAUUCAGUUUUCAUGAUCUGAAGAAAUGAUGGAAUGAGGAGUAGAGAGAAGCAAGUCUGUAGGAUUCUGAAGCAGAGACAUGAGGAAGACAGGACUGGGAAAGGAUGUCUCUCUGUAUAUUAAAUAGCUGUAAUGUAGCUUCCUGAUGCUUGACUAAUUGAGGUGUUAAUUCUGACUUGAGGAUCUUUUUCAUGAAUGAUUUUAAAGAAAAAUUUGGAUUUUAAAGGUAUUAAAAUAUUUUUGUUUUGUACGAGAGUUUGUUGCUCUGUAUGACUCCUGUAUGCAUUGUAUAUUGCAAUUUAUUACUGUCAGAGAUUUGUAGACAGUUUCUUAUUUUCAUAUUGAAUCAUGUUACUUUUGUAAUUCAAGUAAGCAGCUGGGUUAAUUCAUGAUGUUUGCCCUUUUAAUAAAAUAUAAGGGUAGAGUUCAUUUUGAAUGCAAGUUGCCUUUAUUAUAAAUUUGAGUUUGUCUUGGUUAUAUAUCUUGCAUGAGAACCUAGCUAGAUUUUUAGCAUUUGCCAUAUUUAUUAAAAAUAAUUUUUUGUAAAACAUUCAUAGCUUAAGCAGCACCAUUUUUUAAAAAUGUAAUUACAAACUUGAGUGUGAAUGCAGAAGCAAAUAUUGUCUGCCCCAUUAACCUUGGUGCCCAUCAACAGUGUUUACACUGUUCAUUGUGCCUGUUAAGGUAAUUUUAAGCUUAUUGGAGAUUUUGUUAAGACUGCAUUUGUUUAUUACAAGUGUUGGAAUUCAUUUAAGUUUAAUGUAGUCCUAGUGCUCUUGAAAUGGUGCCCCUUUCAUUUUAUAUAUAAGAUUUUUCCAAAACAUAUCUUCAAAUACUAUACUAUCCCUCUUCCAACAGAGGGACUUUAUAGUCUGAUGGUAGAUGUCCUCAUUUUACCUUUCUAACUGAAAUGUCAAGUUUCCUAUUAUAAUAUAGGAACCAAGAAACAUCAGACAUCGCUGUCUGUAUACUGACAUUUUUUGCAUGGGUGAGUGAGUGAAAUGAACUGCGUGAGCGCCACAGGUGGUGUGGGACAGAAGCCGCCAACUUCUAGUGUGCUGUCUUGAUCUCUGCAAUAAAGUGAACUUAGAUAAUGUAACUGUAUAACUUAGUAGUAUGUACUUGGGUUGUUCCUUUUUUAAAGAAAGGAUUUGUAUUUUUUCAUCUAUUCUUUUAGGUGAUAAUUAACUUGAGUGUGGUUUUUUAAAAAAAUGUAUCAAUAAUUGCUCUUGUACAGUUUGCCUAAAAGGGAAAGCGUGUGGUUGAAUGCGCUCUUGGAAGGACACUCAUAUUUAUGAGGUGGAAGCAGCUUCCCAGACGUAGGCUGAACAGAAACAUUUACUUUGCCAAAAGGCGCCUUUGGGGGCAUAUUUGGGCUAAUCUGAGGUUAAUAACUCCCUUACUACCCCUCCCAUUUAAAAAAUAAUCAUCACAGAGAAUUCAAGGAAGCAAAGAAGGGGAGGGGUGGUUAAACAAAAUCAGCCAUCAGCCUACUACUGUGUUGAACUAACCAGUGUUAAUAUUUUGGUAAAUAUCAUUUGUCCUUUUACUUUGCUAAAUAUAUUUUUAUAAAAAUAGGCUCAUGCUUGCUUGCUUAACUGUUUCAUAACCUGCUUUUUUCACUGAAUAUAUUGUGAAUAUCUUUUCCAGGUCAUUAGUCUUCUAUUUUUAUUCCUCCUGUUGUAUCACUGAACCAUAAUUUAUUUAAUCCUCCAUAGGACAUUUUGAUUGUAUACAUCUUUUCACAGUUAUAAACAACACCUCCCUGAA
Messenger RNA from Miniopterus natalensis, 2569 nucleotides. The record is from RefSeq and is a predicted model, not a curated record. Lineage: Eukaryota; Metazoa; Chordata; Mammalia; Chiroptera; Miniopteridae.